Molecule: messenger RNA, 2556 nt
Organism: Dioscorea cayenensis subsp. rotundata (Guinea yam)
Lineage: Eukaryota; Viridiplantae; Streptophyta; Magnoliopsida; Dioscoreales; Dioscoreaceae
Product: copper methylamine oxidase-like
Biological process (GO): amine metabolic process
Molecular function (GO): quinone binding; primary methylamine oxidase activity; copper ion binding
Source: RefSeq, a predicted model, not a curated record
UCUACAAAAGGAAUAUCCAUUAGUUCAUGAAAAAGUAAAGGCACUAUCCUCCUAUGCACACACUAUCUCUUUGUUUGCAUCUCCUAUUGCCUUUGCUCCUCAUCAUCAUCGAUCCAUUGUUGAGCUCCCAAUCCUCCUCCAAUGGCGACAACUGAAGUUAAGGGGACGCCAUUCGCCGCUGCCAAGACCGGGGCACUGCACCAACAAGAAUGGAUCGUCGAUGAGAAGCGAUCUGCGGCUGCCUCCGCCAUGACUGCUGUGAUCCGCCCUGUUGAGGAACUUUCAGAUCCUGCCAACGCCACCGCCUCCGCCAAGGGGAUCCAGAUAACGACAAGAGCUCAAACAAUGCAUCCUUUAGACCCAUUAUCGGCUGCUGAAAUAUCUGUAGCAGUAGCAACUGUCAGGGCUGCAGGGGCGACCCCUGAGGUGAGAGAUAGCAUGAGGUUUGUUGAAGCUGUGCUGUUGGAACCAGAAAAAAGUGUUGUGGCCUUGGCUGAUGCCUAUUUCUUCCCCCCUUUCCAACCGUCUCUACUUCCCAGAACAAAGGGUGGACCUAUCAUUCCAAGUAAGCUUCCACCUAGGAGGGCAAGACUUGUUGUCUAUAACAAGCGAUCAAAUGAGACAAGCAUCUGGAUUGUUGAGUUAUCAGAAGUCCAUGCGGCAACACGAGGUGGUCAUCAUAGGGGAAAGGCCAUCAAAUCUGAAGUAGUUCCUGAUGUCCAGCCUCCUAUGGAUGCUGUGGAAUAUGCCGAAUGUGAGGCUGUUGUGAAGGAUUAUCCUCCCUUCAUUGAAGCAAUGAAAAAGAGAGGAAUAGAGGAUAUGGACCUUGUGAUGGUAGACGCCUGGUGUGUUGGUUAUCAUAGUGAUGCUGAUGCUCCCAGUCGCAGACUUGCUAAGCCACUCAUUUUCUGUAGAACUGAGAGUGACUGCCCAAUGGAGAAUGGCUAUGCACGGCCUGUUGAGGGCAUAUAUGUCAUUGUUGAUAUUCAGAAUAUGGUAAUUGUUGAAUUUGAAGAUAAAAAACUGGUGCCUCUUCCUCCAGCAGAUCCAUUGAGAAACUACACUCCAGGAGAAACUCGUGGAGGGGUUGACCGAAGUGAUGUAAAACCACUGCAUAUUCUUCAGCCUGAAGGCCCAAGUUUUCGUGUUAAUGGUCAUUUUGUGGAAUGGCAGAAGUGGAACUUCCGCAUUGGUUUUACUCCUCGGGAUGGCCUGGUCAUUUAUUCUGUAGCAUAUGUUGAUGGCAGUCGAGGUCGGAGACCAGUGGCUCAUAGGUUGAGUUUUGUCGAAAUGGUGGUUCCAUAUGGAGAUCCCAAUGAGCCACAUUACCUUAAGAAUUCAUUUGAUGCUGGGGAGGAUGGUUUGGGAAAAAAUGCACAUUCUCUUAAGAAGGGAUCUGACUGUUUGGGCUACUUAAAAUUUUUUGAUGCUCAUUUUACAAAUUACAAUGGAGGUGUAGAGACCAUUGAAAACUGUGUGUGUUUGCAUGAGGAAGAUAACGGCAUCUUAUGGAAGCAUCAAGACUGGAGAACUGGUCUAGCAGAAGUACGGAGAUCAAGGAGGCUUAGUGUCUCGUUCAUAUGCACAGUUGCUAAUUAUGAAUAUGGCUUUUUCUGGCAUUUUUACCAGGAUGGCAAGAUUGAGGCAGAGGUUAAACUAACUGGCAUUCUUAGCUUAGGAGCAUUGCAACCUGGAGAAAUUAGAAAAUAUGGCACAACUAUUGCUCCAGUGCUAUAUGCACCUAUUCAUCAACAAUUCUUUGUUGCUCGCAUGGACAUGGCUGUUGACUGUAAACCAAAUGAAGCCUUCAACCAGGUUGUUGAGGUGAAUGUAAAAGUUGAAGAACCAGGCCAAAAUAAUAUUCACAACAAUGCAUUUUAUGCCGAAGAAAAGAUUCUCAAAUCUGAAUUGCAAGCCAUGCGGGAUUGUGAUCCAUCUUCUGCACGUCAUUGGAUAGUAAGGAACACAAGAACUGUCAAUAGAACUGGACAGCUUACUGGGUAUAAGCUGGUGCCUGGCACAAAUUGUUUGCCACUUGCUGGGGCGGAAGCAAAAUUUUUGAGGAGAGCUGCAUUUUUGAAGCAUAACCUUUGGGUUACUCCUUAUAAUCGUGAUGAAAUGUAUCCUGGAGGGGAAUUUCCAAACCAAAAUCCACGAUUGAAUGAGGGUUUGGCUACAUGGGUUAAAAAGGACAGACCACUUGAGGAAACUAAUGUGGUGCUCUGGUACGUGUUCGGAGUUACCCGCAUUCCACGUUUGGAAGACUGGCCUGUCAUGCCCGUGGAGCGGAUUGGCUUUAUGCUCAUGCCUCACGGAUUCUUCAACUGCUCGCCUGCUGUAGAUGUACCGCCCAAUAAUACCGAGGUAGAGCUUAAGGAUGCGGGGGAAUUGAAGCCGAUUCCAACCAGUUUGCUUGCAAAAUUGUGAGUCGAAAAUGGAAAAAUAUUCAGGAUCAAUCUAUGUUGUGCAUUAUAAAUAUAAUUUCGAUGAACUUUUUGUUUUGGUAAUGUUGCCAAACAGGAAUAACCAACUAAUUAAAAGGACUAUAUUUUAUAA